AUGGCGAAGCUAUACGUGCAGACGUCGCCGCCGCCGGAUCUGAACAAGAAUACGGAGUGGUUCAUGUACCCCGGCGUCUGGACGACCUACAUCCUAAUCCUCUUCCUUUCCUGGCUCAUAGUGCUGUCCGUCUCCGGCUGCACGCCCGGGAUGGCCUGGACGAUCGUCAACCUCUCGCACUUCGUUGUAAGAUGAUGCGGCCUUCUCGCUGCAACAUUUCCCUAUCCGCAGAUUUCCAUCUCUUGGUUUUUUCAUAAUUGAACAUCUGUGUCAUUUGUUUCGUGGAUCGGAUCCAAUACUUCUCUUUACGAUUGAAUGUACUGUUGUUUCUCUAGGUUGGAGGUAAUCUGGUAUCAGAAAACAACCACAAAAGGAUACGAUAUAUGAUUGAGACAUCAAAAUUUUAAAAAGCGUAAGGCAGGAUCCCUCGUAAGGGUUCUAUGUAUUAACAAGAUGCUCAAUAAGUAACUGGAGAUUUAACCUGGAGAAUUCUACAUAUCCUUGAUCCUUAUCAUUAGGUAGGAUGCUGAGGAUCUCUAUUCUCCAUUCCCUAGGAAAAUUGAUCAGCAUGCACGGUCGCUUUGUUGAUGAUGUUAUGUAAGUCUUCAAAUUCUUCUUGAACCAUCUAUUGGCAGCACAAACACCAUCCACCAAUCUAUUUUUCUCGCCAAUGUUCAUUAAAUUAUAACAUCCUCUCGUCAAAUCGUAACUGUUUUAUAAUCAUCAGCAACAGUUAUACUAUUUGAAACGUAGUUUCCUGCAUACAAUCAGUGUCCUCUACUGUCUCCCAAAAACACGCCAAAAAACUCACUUUUUAUUGAAUUUCUGAAUUCCAUCUUGGGAAGUGGGGCGCUGUUUUCUGGUUAAUUUUAUUUUUGUAAUGUUUUCAAGGUUUAUUCUUCCGCCGGACUCACCUGCCAUGCUCUGCGGGCUCUAUUUUUUCAUAUUUUCAAAAAAAUAUCUGACACUAGAACUCCAUUUUGUAGUUCAUUUCCAUUUUUUUCCUUCUUGUUCUUAUUUUUCCUUCAUGUGCUGUUGCAUAAGUUGAACCUGGCCAUAUCCUUCACUGUGACCUGUGAUACUCUUCUAACUUGGGAAGUUCUGUUGUUAUAUUACAUCAUUUAUAUUUGAUGUGUACAUUAAAGUAGGUGUCAUGCCUUGAAGUCAUUUAUCUUUCAAGUUUCAGUCUUCUACAAACACUGAAAUUGACUGAAAUUCUAAUACACGAAAGAUCCUUUUCAAAUAUCAAAUAAGGAGAGAGCAUUUAAUGAGGAAUUUUUCGUUCAUUCCUAGAGAGGAGAAUAGUUGAAUGAGUGAAAUUAUUUGUUCCUAGAUCAGACGUUUUAACUUUACACCAUUUUAGUAGAUGAAGAAAAAAAAUCGUUCAUUGUUGGCUUGUAGCUUUUGAGCAUUCCAGUAUCCAAACACAAUUUUUCAUCAGUCACUGUUGACUCGCACCUCAUGACCAUUUCAGUACACAAUUUAUUCGUGUUAAGGUCCUUUUCGGAUGUAUCAUUCUCGGGUAAACCAACUCCACUUUCAUCCUUGUCUGCAAAUGCUAUCCCGCUUCGUAAAGCUUGCUCCUCUCCGAUUAUAGUUGCAUUGAAAUAUUCUUAUGAUGGCAUUAAUUAUUAUCUUACUUGUUAGGGAUCUUAAGCAUGGUCAUAGUAUAUGGUUGAACUUGGCAUUGCUGUUCAUGAGAACAUUCAUCUAACCCCCCCCUUCUUAAAGAAGCUUCAAUUUCCAUUCCAACCUGGAGUCAUCAAUCCAAUGUUUUUUUAAAUAUUCCACAGUAACAAAUGAAGUGCCGAGUAUUUGAUAGAUUGGCCACUUUACUGCUCAGUUUUGCAACAGAGACACCCAUUCAUCCUUCUGACUAUCAAUCCCAUUAGUUUUAUUUGAUUAAAACUAAUGUAUCUACCUUUUUCAUGUUAAAUGAAUAAAUUUUACUAGUCCACUUUUCAAAGUAGUGCUUUGAACCUGUAACCGUUUCUAGAUCGAUAAAUCCACUUCAACAGUUGGAUUUCCUAGUUGACUUAUUUCCAAAGAAUAUUGAAGAUGAGUGAGAUAGAAUUUGUGCUUACCGACCUGAAUUCCUUCAGUGAUCCCUGUGAUUUCUUUCUUUUCUCUUAAUUGAAUUGAAAUAUUGUCAUGUCAAUUAGAACAGAAAUGGCUGUGAAGAGUCUCCUUGUCUCAGAUGACUUGAACUCUUGAAGUAUCCACGGUUUGCCAUUGCUGAGAAUGUAAAACCUUUCUUUUGAGGUGCAGCUUACAACACAUUUAGUCCAUUAGCAUUCGAACAUCAUCAAACGUAAUGUUCUGUUUAUACAGUUCCAAUUUAUUAUAACGUAGACUUCUCGAAAUCAAGCUUAACUUCUACACAUUUUGCCUCUUUUCCUGUUUGAUAAUGAAUGGCCUCAUAAUCAAUCAUAAGCAAUCAAAUGUUUAUUUUGUCAUAGAUGUGGAUUAAUUUUGAUCACCUUGUUCCAUCACCUUUUUCUAUCCUUUGACUAGGACCUUCUUAUUUUCUUCUAAAAACUAACAAAAGAAUGGGUCUAAACUGAUUGAGCACGCCAGCAUUUUUGGGGACCUCAAAAGUUGAUUUGAGGAGGCAAUGUUCUAAUUCUAAUUUGAACUUUUUUUAGAACGUUCAUUAAUUCAUGUUUUAUUUCUGCUCAAAAAUACUGAAAAAAGAAGACUAUGUUCGUGGGGAUUUUUUGGCUAUUGUAUUCGGAACUACCUCAUUGACAUUUAGAGCAAUAAUUCCUUCUCUUUGGGAAAAAUUCUAGAAAAAGAACUAGAAAUAUCUCUUUGAUGUUUUAUAUACUCCCGCCUUUUUGUAUUCAUUUCUAGCAUUGUUGAUCUUUAACCACUUCUUAUGAUCUUGCCACUGCCUAAAAUUAAGCUUUGUUUGAUCUACUUUUCUGAUCCAUAAAUCCGUUACUUUUUUCCUCCAUCUGAAUUUCUCGUAUGUAAUGUAUUUCUUAUUUCAGUUUAAAAUUUUCAGUCUCAUGCCAUUUCACUAUUUUUUCCUCCUUUUUUUUAUUUUUUUUUCCACUUUCUCCCAGAUUUCUCUUUUCGCCUCACCUUUUCACAAGGUCUCAUUGGGGCCAUUUCUGCUAAUCUUGUUCCUUUUACAUCUCUGUUGUCAUCAUGUUUGACUUCUUUUUGUCUCCAUAGUAGCAUGCUAUUGUGACAUUUUUUCUCUCUAAACAAUAGAGACCUCUCAAAGAGGGAAAAUGAGGAAGAAACAUUGUUACCACGAAAUUCAUCUGUUCUUACGAACUUUAGGGACUCCACAAUGAUAGUUGCUAAUCGUGAUGUUGCCACAGGUUACUUCUUUUCUGUCUAGUUAUUAAUUGUUCACUAAAAAAUAGAUGCUAUUUAUAUUCUGACAUAACUUAUCUCACUUUAGUUGUUCAUUACUUUCAUUUAUUUUCUUCCCUGAAGAUAACUCAUUUAUAUGUGAUUCUUUUUAGUAUUGGCAAUCUAGUAACCUUGAGAAGACAUUCAGCUCCCUUGUUCCUGUUAGCAACCCCAUGGAAGGUAGAAGUUGAAUUACUCUGCUCAUCCUUAGUCAAAGAGAUGGUAUCGAUGGGGAUGAUUUCGCAUGGACGACCAUGCAAAAUUGUUUUUCUUUCUAUGGACAAUAUUAAGUCCUGCAGUAUAUCUAUCUGUGUGGAGCGAAUGAUGAGCCUUUGGAUCUUUUUCAUAGACAAUAUUAAGCCCUAGGGUUGUUGAGGAACUAUGGACAGGUUCCAACCGAUGGUGAAUACCAAUAUGAUAGUUUAUCUGUGAUUGAGUUGGGAGAGUGGAGCUUGGAUCUUUUUCAAUGAGGGGGGGACUGUUCGGUGACUCUGUUUAGGUCGGGUGACAGAUUUCCCUCCCCGGAUUGGCUUAACCCACAUAGAUGCUCUAUAGGGAGUCUUCAGGAGCACAGGGAACAUUAUACACGUACAUGACUAUUCUUUUUUUUCUGGAUCUUACGAUUUUUCAUAUGUAGAUUACAGCGGAAUUGGCAUCUUAUUACUAAUCGUUUCAAAAACUGGUUGAUAUAAAGGCCAAAAAGAAACCAUCUCCUACUUGGAUUCUUUACCGUUGUGAAAUGAGACUGUAAGUUAUUUUGGAGAUUAUUUUUUCCAUAAAUGGUGGGGUUGCUCUGACGUCAUCAGAACAAAGAGGACACAGCAUCAGAUACAUCUUCCGAAGAAAACGUGAUUUAUGAAAACAAGGAUUAUAGAAAUUGACGAAGAGACACAAUUAAAUAUGGUAACCAAUUCAACCUCCGGUAGAAAAGGAUAAUAUAUCAUAAUCUCUAGAGAAAAGUUAUUCUCUUGAAAUCGAGAGUGAUCAAUAUUAAUUGCUUCUGUAGCUUCUAUAUUUAUAUCGGCCACUGCCAGACGAAUGAGAUCUUCCUCGGGUUUGCAUCUAUUUUAUUCGUAGUCUAUUUCUCUGUAAUGAUCAUUCCAUUGCAGCAGGUUGACUUUGUUUUAUCUUCAGGUCACGUAUCACUUUUUCCACUGGAUGAAGGGAACUCCCUUUGCGGAGGACCAGGGUAUCUAUAAUGCUUUGACCUGGUGGGAACAGAUGGACAACGGCAAGCAGCUGACUCGUAAUAGGAAGUUUUUGACUGUUGUUCCCGUUGUACUGUGAGUAUGCUCCCCCUGUCCCCCUUUUCCUUUACGUGGGUGAAGAUAAACUUGGCAAAGUCAGCGUUCCCUUCUGUAGAGCCUCAUCUCCCUCAUAGAAGGGAAAAUUAUCCCAUAUAUAGCAUUGGUGCAUAUCUUCCACUAAAAAUUCUAGGUUUUAUGUCCUUUCAUGACCUCAGAAACAGCCCGUGCUCCAUCAUACUAUCCCUCUAUGUGUUUCUGUGUAUUUUUCUCAAGUUUAGUUAUUCUUCGUAAAACGUUAGGGCUUCCUCACCUUUACUGGCCGCAAGGGUCUGGAUCAAUGUUUUCUUCGGCCUCAAUGGCGUUGAACCUUAAGUUGACCAUGAACAUGCUUUAACUCGUUGUUCUUGAUACGUGAAACAUACACAAGUAAAAGUCAGAGCCUUCUGCCCACCGUUAGGUUUUCUUACUCUCUUCUAGUAUUAUCCGUUAUGAAGAAUUACUUGAUUUUUUUUAUUUAUUAUUCCUUCAAUUUUUAAUAAUCAUUAUGCUUAGCUCUUAGCUGUGUCUGAAACGUAAUGCAUUCCUAGACUGCACAUUUUUCAUCUUUACUCUGUAUUCUUCGCGCUCUGAUUCUACCAACUGAGUGAAGAAGCCAUCACUAUGCAGCUAGCUGUGGUCAAACAGCAUACAAGACACACAAGCUUUUUCCUUUAAUAGCAUGAGGGCGCCGAUUGGCUCAGAAUCGGCAUGGUGUUUGUGAGAAAAGGCCACCUCGGCAUGGCUACUUGUAUAUCCUUACCAUCUUUGUGGCAGAGCCUCUUCACCUUGUUUGCCUUCCUAACCCAUGGGUAGACAGAGAGAGAGAGAGAGAGAGAGAGAGAGAGAGAGAGAGGGAGAAUUCAACACCCAAUCCUGGUACAUCCUUUCAACAUUUUCUAAUAUCAUGAGGAACCCAAUGGAUCUUUUCAAGAUUUUCCUGGAAUCAUCCCUCAGAAAAAUAGCUCGAUCGGGCUGAAAACACCACCUUCGAGCUCUUGAUCGUUCUUAUUAUUCAAUCCAGGUACCUGAUCGCGUCGCACACAACCGACUACAAGCAGCCGAUGCUCUUCCUCAACACUCUCGCCGUCGCCGUGCUUGUGAUCGCCAAGUUCCCUAACAUGCACAAGGUGCGCAUCUUCGGAAUCAACGCCGACAACUGA
Molecule: messenger RNA, 5812 nt
Organism: Spirodela intermedia
Lineage: Eukaryota; Viridiplantae; Streptophyta; Magnoliopsida; Alismatales; Araceae
Source: the annotation of a GenBank genome assembly